AUGGGACGAAACGAUAGGCGAACGGGAAGUGGGAAACGAUGCGCGAAGCGCGCGACGCGAUGCGAUGUGGCGCAAUCGCCGGAACGGUCGACGACGGCGAUCGCGAACUCGAAGACGGUGGCGGCGGUGAUCCUCGGAGGCGGGGCGGGGACGCGAUUGUACCCGCUCACGAAGAGCCGAGCGAAACCGGCGGUGCCGAUCGGUGGGGCGUAUCGAUUGAUCGACGUCCCGAUGUCGAACUGCCUGAACAGCGGGAUCUCGAAGGUUUACAUUUUGACGCAAUUCAACAGCGCGUCGUUGAACCGACACUUGGCGCGCACGUACAACUUUGGUAACGGGAUCAUGUACGGUGGGAAUGGUUUCGUGGAGGUGCUGGCGGCGACGCAAACGCCGGGUCAAGGCGGGAAGGAGUGGUUCCAAGGCACCGCCGACGCCGUGCGACAGUACUCUUGGUUGUUCAACGACGUCAAGAACAAGGACGUCGAGGACAUCGUCAUCUUGGCGGGCGAUCACUUGUACCGCAUGGACUACAUGAAGUUCGUCGAGGCGCACAGAGAAAGCAACGCCGACAUUACCGUCGGUACGUUGCCGAUCGACGAAGAGCGCGCGAGCGAUUUUGGUUUGAUGAAGAUUGACUCGUCGGGACGCAUCGUCGAAUUCACCGAAAAGCCCAAGGGCGACGCCCUGCAAGCGAUGAAGGUGGACACCACCAUUCUCGGUUUGACCGCGGCCGAGGCCGAGGCGAAGCCUUUCAUCGCUUCCAUGGGGAUUUACGUCUUCAAGAAGUCGAUGUUGGUCAAGUUUUUGGACGACGACUACCCCGAAGACAACGACUUUGGCGGCGAAAUCAUCCCGAAGGCGAGCGCCGACGGCGCCAGAGUGCAAGCGUACUUGUUCAACGAUUACUGGGAGGACAUUGGAACCAUGAAGAGCUUCUUCGAGGCUAACUUGGCCUUGGCCAAGGACCCGCCGAACUUUGAGUUUUACAACGCCGAAGCGCCGAUUUACACUUCGCCGCGCUUCUUGCCGCCGGCCAAGAUUGAACGGUGCCACGUCAAGGACUCCAUCAUCUCUCACGGUGCCGCUCUCGCGGAUUGCUCCGUCGAAGAAUCCAUCGUCGGUUUGCGCUCGCGCGUCGAAGCGGGGACGAAGAUCAAGCGCACCAUGAUCAUCGGCGCCGACUUUUACGAGAGCGAGGAGAAGCGUAAAGCCAUCUUAGCCGCCGGCGGCGUCCCGGUCGGGAUCGGCGAGAACACCAUCAUCGAGAACGCCAUCAUCGACAAGAACGCGCGCGUCGGGAAGAACUGCGUCAUCACCAACAAGGACAACAUCGAAGACUUGGCCGACGAAGAGCGCGGCGUCUUCAUCCGCAACGGCAUCGUCACCAUUCUCAGAAACUGCACCAUCCCCGACGGGACGGUCAUCUGA
Messenger RNA from Ostreococcus lucimarinus CCE9901, 1428 nucleotides. RefSeq lists its product with no specific name. The transcript has a single exon. Lineage: Eukaryota; Viridiplantae; Chlorophyta; Mamiellophyceae; Mamiellales; Bathycoccaceae. Gene Ontology annotation, molecular function: glucose-1-phosphate adenylyltransferase activity. The record is from RefSeq and is a predicted model, not a curated record. Gene Ontology annotation, biological process: glycogen biosynthetic process. Bases 1 to 1428 code for a protein of 475 amino acids.